Molecule: messenger RNA, 1596 nt
Organism: Toxorhynchites rutilus septentrionalis
Lineage: Eukaryota; Metazoa; Arthropoda; Insecta; Diptera; Culicidae
Exons: 1
Coding region: 1-1596 (531 amino acids)
Source: RefSeq, a predicted model, not a curated record
AUGUCGCAUCCCUCCGUAGCUUUGUUAAGUGACUUCGUUGGCACUUUUGGUGACCGUUCGGUUUCGUCGUCGUCGCCGUCGGUUUUUGCGCCCUUCCCCGCUUCGUACGGUACAGUCGCAUCUUCCUCCAAAACCUGUCAGACAGUCACACCAGUUCCAGUUAGCGAUUCCACUGUUUUGUUGUUCACUGCUCUUGUCAAAGUUCGAGACAAUCUCGGCCAAUACCAGGUCGCCCGUGCUCUUCUGGACAGCGGAUCACAGUCAAAUUUUAUUUCCGAGUCGUUAUGUCAACGCCUUGCAUUGAGUCGCAGUAAAGUGAAUCUGCCAGUAAGCAGCAUCGGCCAAGCCGUUGUGAACGUCCGAUACUCAGUGUCAGUGGAGUUAUCAUCUCGACAUGGCUUAUUCGAGCAGAGUAUGGAGUGUCUAGUGUUACCGAAACUGACCAGCAGUCUGCCAACUAGGACGGUAGACGUUCAUACCUGGAAAAUUCCCAACAAUCUACCAUUAGCGGACCUACAAUUCAACGUUAGCAAUGGCAUUGACAUUAUCGUUGGAGCUGAGCUGUUCUCCAUGAUUCUACAGGCAGAGCAAAUCACUUUCAAUGAACACCUUCCAGUACUUCAGAAAACGAGUCUGGGAUUCGUCAUCGCCGGAAAGGUUCCCACCAGUACACCUUCACCAGUUACGUGUCUUAUUUCUACUCUUGACAAUUUGGACACACAUAUCAAGAAGUUUUGGGAAGUGGAAGAUUUCGAUCAUUGUAAAGCUUACACUGCUGAAGAACAGCAGUGUGAAACUCAUUUCAUGAAUACUCACAGCCGGAAUGCUUAUGGACGUUACGUGGUCCGCCUGCCCGUUCGUCUAGAAAUGCUCCCUCUUAUUGGCGAAACAUGGAGCGCAGCUGCUCGAAGAUUUAGUUCUGUGGAGAAACGUUUCCGAAACGACACUUUUUUUCGCUCUAACAACGUUCAAUUCAUGGAGGAAUAUAUACAGCUCGGCCAUAUGGAGGAGGUGCAGACUCACGUCGCGUUGUCCCAGUUCUUGCCCCAUCAUGCAAUCUCUCGUCCUGAUUCAACAACGACCAAAACCAGAGUGGUCUUCGAUGGAUCGUGCAAAAGCACCAACCACUUGUCGCUGAACGAUCUCCUGCUCACAGGUUCCACGGUACAACCCACUCUUUUGUCCAUAGUUCUCAAUUUUCGUUUUCAUCGGUACGUUAUGACAGCAGACAUCGAGAAAAUGUACCGCCAGAUCAUGGUACACCCUGAAGACCGCCCAUUACAGCAAAUUCUUUGGAGGCAGCUUGAGUCCGAUCCAAUAAAAGCAUAUUUUUUGAAUACCGUCACUUACGGAACCUCGUGUGCUCCAUUUCUUGCGACACGGACCCUUAACCAGCUAGCUGAAGAUGAAGGAGAAGAUUUUCCAUUAGCAAAACCGAUUGUGAGGCAGGAUUUUUAUGUGGAUGAUGUGUUGACGGGAUCCGAUAGUUUGGACAAACUGGUAGAAUCUAGUAAACAGCUAAUCAGUCUACUUGGCCGCGCCGGAUUCUCUCUUAGGAAGUGGAGUGCUAAUCAUCCGAAGAUUCUAGAACAUUAA